This is a messenger RNA of Podospora pseudopauciseta, 597 nucleotides long. RefSeq lists its product as uncharacterized. Lineage: Eukaryota; Fungi; Ascomycota; Sordariomycetes; Sordariales; Podosporaceae. The record is from RefSeq and is a predicted model, not a curated record.
AUGGAGGGUGCGACUAUGACGGUGGCGGCUAGUACGACCGAUACGACCGCCGUAGUAGAAGAGGGUAGAUACGAGUCGACCGACGAGGAUGACGAAGGAGGUGACGGUGAAGGCUGGCACGAAUUGGUUGAUAUUAUAGACGCGAGGUGCAAGAUCAAGAAGCUCGCUACGACCGAUGGAAACACGCUGCGCGAGAACAUGGAGAUUGAAGACGGUGACCUGGACAAGAACUUGGUUCAGGAUUACGAAGACCUUUUCGAGAAUUCCGCACGCGCGGAGGAAGAUUACUCGAGGGUCCACAGGCAACGAGGGAGUCUCCGCGUCACACUGGUUGCCGUCAUUGUUCCCAACGACGAGGUCGACCAGUUCCUGAUCACAGGCACGUCCAAAAAAAAAGAGGCACAGGGUCUUCUGCCACGCUACCUUGAGAAGUGCUCCAACCCAGACGAGCGCGAGUCGACAAUGAAAAAUGUUCGCACCCUCGCACAGCUUGUAUGGGCAGCCAAACCGGACCCAUACGGCUACAUCUUGCAGUUUGCUACGCGGGAUUUCAACGAAGAGACUGCACUGAAGUUCUUGGCGGCUGUUCUGCAAUAA